GAAGCAUAUCAACGAAAAUUUUAUCCUCAUCUUUGGUAUUAUGACACAUGCCAUCAACAAGCUUCAUGUCCUUUUCAACAGCGUUGUGAAUAUUUUAAGCUUCUUCAAUCUGUUGAUAAAUCUCUUCCAAAGAAUGAAUGGUUGUUGAAUAUGAAUAAAAAAGAAUCUUUAAUGAAAAUUAAGAAAAAAUUUCGUACUUUAAAGUUGAAAUAUGAGAUUUAUCUUUGGGUAAAGAAUUUCAAUGAUACUUCUUCAACAAUCUAUAAACAAGAAUGUGAAUUACUUCGAAAUUUCAAACAA
Molecule: messenger RNA, 300 nt
Organism: Dentiscutata erythropus
Lineage: Eukaryota; Fungi; Glomeromycota; Glomeromycetes; Diversisporales; Gigasporaceae
Source: the annotation of a GenBank genome assembly